AUGGCUCGGCAAUGGAAAGUAUCGGUCUUAGCCCUACAUGGAGCAUCCAAUACAAUCUAUGCAAACGGUUACAUGCAAGCCCGUGUUUACGUCGAAAUCAAAGCAGUCGAUUCAGUCGACAAUCUAGUUUAUUUGACGCCCGAGGAGCUUAAAACAAUUCAAUUGAUCGAUUAUCAUACCGGCGAAACACUGGGCCCUGAUUUGAUUUACACCGAUCGGGAAAACGAAUUCAACCACAGUGUUGAUCCAGUUGCAAUAUCCGCGACUAUCGCGAAUGAAUCCACCGAGCAUCCGGCAAGCCAGGAAAAACUCUACUGGGUUUCGGCCAAAAAGGUUGACCGCAGGGACAUUGGAGCAUGUAUUAAACAGCCCGAUGGGACGACAAUCUCAACACAACGAGGCACGGACUAUGAUUCCCAUGAUACAAUCAUAGCCACAAAUCCCUACAGGUAUACCAUGGAUAGUAUUGCUACCGUGGAAAAAAGGUAUACUGAAGAAGGGAUUUGGAAAGUAAAUUUUCAACAUGCGCUUCGCGAGGACCAUAAAUGGAAGCAGGAGAACUUUUUCAUUACGUCAAAGCGCCAUCCAUUCAAAAAGGCCGAAAUACACGAGUGCUACAGCGAUGAUCCAGAAACAUUACACAAUUGCUUCUGCUUGAGAUAUCAGGAAAAAGAUGCCCUCAGAUUGUACUACAUUUGGGAUUAUGCUACGGAAGAUACAAAGCAUGUCGGUCUUCACAAAAGAGAGGCUAAGCCCUUCUGGUUCGUUGAUAACGAUGCCACUGCUCAAAUCCGCAUCAGCCAGAAGCCUGAGGCUCUCUGUCUGACACGCAUGGUCUUUGUUACCGCCGACCUUACCGAUUUACAUAACAUUAUAAAGAACGAGGAACCAUGGCAACGCAAUGCUUGGUUUCGAUUCUUUGAUGUAUAUGGAAACUGGGGAGACUUCUAUGUGAAACCUUCAGAUCUGGGUGAUGAUUUUGUUGUGAGCGAUAAAAAUUAA
Molecule: messenger RNA, 1002 nt
Organism: Aspergillus chevalieri
Lineage: Eukaryota; Fungi; Ascomycota; Eurotiomycetes; Eurotiales; Aspergillaceae
Exons: 1
Coding region: 1-1002 (333 amino acids)
Source: RefSeq, a predicted model, not a curated record